Molecule: messenger RNA, 2686 nt
Organism: Melanotaenia boesemani (Boeseman's rainbowfish)
Lineage: Eukaryota; Metazoa; Chordata; Actinopteri; Atheriniformes; Melanotaeniidae
Gene: wdr76
Product: WD repeat domain 76
Exons: 15
Coding region: 132-1769 (545 amino acids)
Biological process (GO): regulation of DNA damage checkpoint
Cellular component (GO): nucleus
Molecular function (GO): DNA binding; protein binding
Source: RefSeq, a predicted model, not a curated record
UUUCUUCCAUGUGGCGCCAAUAACUCUCCUUCACAUUACGAGUAUCAAUAGUUGGCAGCUGUGAGGUGCGCGUGCAUCGCCUUCGCUCGUCUCUAGAAGCUACUGAUACAUCCCGUUACAAGUUUACUGAAAUGACCACUCAAAGACGUAAAGCUUCUGUUAAGGACCUGACUCCCGAGGAUCCCGAGGCAACAGUUCGACGAUCAUCUCGGAGCGUCCUGACACCGAAACGUCUCCAGUACUCUCCAGACACGACAAACGGAACUACCGUAAAGAAGCGGAAAACAAAAGUCUACAAAGAAGAAAAUAGUCAGAUGAAAAGACCAAAGAAUGAGGAGGAUGUUGAAAAUGGUGACAUGGAACGUACAUCUGAUGACUGUGGAGGACUUUCUGCUUAUGAACUGGAGCGCCUGGAGAACAUCAGACAAAACCAAGCUUUCCUCUCCUCUAUUAACUUAUUCCAGGCAACUGUGGAGUUGAAGCAGUUGACACGACCAAAGCCUUCACAGAGGGGUCUGAGGCCACAGGCUGCUGUGAAGGAAGUGCUGCCAGCUCGCAAAUCCUUGCGCCUCCAAAAUAAAGCGGCAGAGGUAUUGACACUUCCUCCUGAACCCAGGGGGACAUUCGUCCAUGAAAGGUCAAAACCAGAAAAGAAGCCUGCUGGCCCUCUGCCCAUGGAUCCAAUCAACAUGGAAGAAGGCUCCAAGCUUCCUUCACAACUUCUUGAACUCUGCUCUGAGGACACAAAAGAACGAAAGAUGGAGCUUAACUUGAAGGACUACCGCUCUGCACUCAUGAGCAUGAGGAUAACGGAGGAACAAGUGGUUAAGGUGGUGAAAGAUCGCAUCUUCUCUGCAGCCUUCCACCCCUGCAGCAGCAGCCUGUUGAUGGCUGCAGGAGACAAGUGGGGAAAAGUGGGUCUCUGGAAUUUGGGUGGAGGUUGGGGCGAUGAUGGUGUUCUGCUCUUUGAGCCCCACACCCGUCCUGUUGUCUGCAUGGCGUUCUCCAGGGCUCAUCCCACCCAGCUGCUGAGCCUCAGCUAUGACGGAUCUCUGCGCUGUAUGGAUGUUGAGAAAUCUGCCUUUGACCAUGUUUAUGAUAUCGGCGAUGGCCUGAAAACGUUUGCUUUCAUGUCACAUGACUGCACAACACUAGUAGUUGGGAACUGGUAUGGGGAGGUCGCUAUCGUUGAUAGGAGAACCCCAGGAAACUCCCAUGAGUCUCUCCAUUCACUGGACCCCAAGACCCUGCGCUGUGUCAGCGUCCACCCUCUCCAGAUGCAGUACUUUGCAGUAGCAGAAAGCAGUGAGGUGAGUAUUUAUGACAGUCGAUGCCUGAAGAAAACCAAAAGUCAGGCAGUCUCUCAGCUGUAUGGCCACAAUUUAAGCAUAACCAGUGCUUAUUUCUCCCCGUGUACUGGAAACAAAGUUCUCACCUCCUGUAUGGACAACCACAUCAGGAUAUAUGACACUGCAGCGAUGAGUAGUGAACCUCCCUUGCUGGCAUCUAUCAGACAUGACAUGCGUACAGGCCGCUGGCUGUCGAAGCUAUCAGCAGUAUGGGACCCCAAACAGGAAGACUGCUUUGUUGUGGGUAGCACAAUGAAGCCUCGACGGCUGCAGGUGUUUCAUGAAAGUGGACAACCCCUGCACUCUUUUACAGAUGAUGAGAACCUUAACACAGUUCUGUCUGUCACUGCUUUCCACCCCACAAGGAAUGCCUUGCUGGGGGGCAAUGCAUCAGGACGCCUGCAUGUCUUCUCCAGUUAAAAUGAAGACCAAAGAGUUGGUGAGCCACAUCCCUGGUCAGAUUCAGCAAGACAAGACGAACUGUUGGUUUGGUCACAAUCAAGUUGUGCAACCCAGAAUGUGUAGAUGGCUUUUUCACUGUUGGACCGUAUUCCUUCAUGUUUCCUCAUCCUCUUUGUGUCUUUAUAGCUUUAAUACAUUAACUGUCCUGUAACAAGUAACGUUCUGAAAUAUUGAGGCGCUAAAGUAAGUUUUCAGAUAGAUCUUAACCUUAGUUGUAGUAUAAACUUUCAUGUUGUGUACUGUGGCCCUGUAUCAGUAGUGUCACAAUUUUGUUUAAUUUCAACAAAAUCGAUAUUGCUACAUUUAGUUAGUGUUAGGAAAUAGUUAAACUAAUAUUCAGCUGGAAUAACUUCAACUUGGUAAAUGCUGUAUCACAGCAUCAGGGAUUGAUGCAGUUUAAAUAAAAACAAAAUGGGGAUUUUCAUGUUUUGUACUUGAGGUGUAUUAAAUUAGUGUAUUCAGACUUUCAGUUUUUCCGUUUUUCCAAUUUUUUUUCGUUUUCCUUAGUCUGCACAAUCUCUGGUUCAGUCACUUUUCUUUCCCAUUUUGACUUGUUAUGCAGAGUUGCCAGCCCAUGACUUGAUUAAAUCUGUGUUAAUGGAAAUGCAAAUGGAAUACACUGUAUAACCAAGUUUUCUGUUAAUCAUUUUGGUGAUUCCUACAUACUUGCCUUACAGAAGUAAUGAGUAUAUGUAAGUAUAUGAAAAUGUUAUGAUCUAAAUAUCUUAUAGAAUUUAAGUAAUUUUGGUUUUCUCUGUAAAGCUUGUACCACAGUGAAAGAGCAGAAUGACCAUUUGUAAAAUGUGUUUAUCUUCUUUGAUAUUUUCUUUAAUAGUUGUGGCUACUUUAACAGAAUAAAUAUUUUUCUUGUUUUA